UAUACACACCUCAGGCCGGAAGCUCCAUUGCAGCGGUUCACUGAGAUCCGGUCCUGCGACCUGACCUCACCAGAAGGUUCGCUACCAGACAGAUUCGUACAGUACUGUACAGUACAUACUGUACUAUAAACCUCCCACUCGCCACCUGACGGGAGUGCCUUGUUUCCAAAGGCACCAGACCCUGAUCUGCACAGUACACACAGUAAGGGUUCUUACUACGAACCCCAGAGUGGACCAGGAUUUAAGCCCGGCCUGAAAUAGCACCCCCACAGCUGAUUCAACCAUGCCCGGUUCAUUUCACCCAGCCCUUGGUCACCCCGCUGACCUCCCGCCGCUCCCACUUCGGCAAGAGCGGUGCAACUUCUCGGACGCAGUUAAUAACCCAUCGCCCGCCAACUCCGGCCGCCCCAAGAAUUGCAAUGUCGCUUUAGAUCUGUUCCUGUCCCCUCCGGACAACGGGGAUCCGAGCGUUGUCAUACCCUCUGCAUCUGUUACGCCCACUUCCUUGACCGCGCCACCUUCAGCAUCAACAACGACAACACCAACCCGGAAUGAUGCACCUGUCGCCGAGCCUCAACCCGCUUUGCCUGCAGUAGGCGCCUCUGCAUCACCGGAUUUCGAUUUCCUACAACGCAGUAGCGGCGCCGUUCCUUCCCGCUCUGUUCCCGCCGGUGGCCACGGGCACCGCAGGAACGCCCUCUCGAUCGAGUCUGUGCCUCGACAGACUAUUAUGAAGGCAUUGGCCUCGGUUGCCCGAAACAACAAACCCCAGGCCCUGUCCCUUACCGACAUGCUGUCAGCAACCGGCGCCCCGAAUGGCGGCGACAACCGGCCCGCCUCCUCUUCUUCGCAACAACUUUGCGACGCCCUCAACGGUCUUGCGCAGGCACAGAACGCCCGCUCUAAUACGACGGUCACGCCGACCACCGGUUUCCCCUCGCUCCAGUCGCCGUGCUUCUACCACAAUCGCUUCGACGAUGCGGUCGACAUCGACAAGGUACUCGAGGAGAUCAAGAAUGACGAGUGGAUGUCGCAUUCGCGCCUGGUGCAGACCGCCACCGGCGUCCGGGAGGUAUCCAAGCAGCUCCAGCGUCGGCCCAUCAAGCGCGCCGUCAAGAACGUCAUGAUUGUGACCAAGGCGCGUGACAACCAGCUCGUGCUACUCACCCGGGAGCUCACACUGUGGUUGCUUCGAACCCCGCGAUAUGGAUCCGACCUAGGCGUGAACGUAUAUGUGGACGCCAAACUGCGCCAUUCGAAACGCUUUAACGCGCCCGGGAUAACGGACGAGAACCCACGCUUUCACGACAUGCUCAAGUACUGGACCCCCGACCUGUGCUGGAUCCAACCGGAGAAGUUCGACCUGGUGCUCACUCUCGGUGGCGAUGGCACCGUCCUCUUCACCUCCUGGCUCUUCCAGCGCAUUGUGCCUCCCGUGUUAUCCUUCAGCCUGGGUAGUCUCGGCUUCCUGACGAGUUUCGAGUUUGAGCGGUACAAGGACCACCUGAACCGUGUCAUGGGCGAGGACGGUAUGCGGGUGAACCUCCGCAUGCGCUUCACCUGCACCGUGUACCGCGACGGGCCAACCGGCCAUGAGAUGGAAGAGGGCGAGCAAUUCGAGGUGCUCAACGAGCUCGUCAUCGACCGCGGGCCGUCACCUUAUGUCUCCAACCUGGAGCUGUACGGCGACAACGAGCUCCUGACGGUAGUCCAGGCGGACGGCUGCAUCUUUUCGACGCCGACUGGAUCCACAGCCUACUCCCUCUCCGCGGGCGGCUCGCUCGUCCACCCAGACAUCCCCGCCAUCCUGCUCACCCCCAUCUGCCCACACACCCUGUCCUUCCGCCCCAUGGUCCUCUCGGACACGAUGCUCCUGCGGGUAUCUGUCCCGCGCAACAGCCGCGCCACCGCGUACUGCGCCUUCGACGGCAAAGGCCGCAUCGAGCUGAAGCAGGGUGACCACGUCACCAUCACGGCGUCGCAGUACCCCUUCCCCACCGUCGUCCGCACCGAUACCGAGUGGUUCGACAGCGUCUCGCGCACGCUGAGGUGGAACGUCCGCGCGGCGACGCAAAAGGCGUUUGACCUCGGCGCUGUCAACGGCAGCAACGGCGGGAAUGGCGGCAGUGCGGCUGCUUCGGAUGGGAGCGAGGAUGGCGACGGAUGGGAUCUCGAUACCGACUCGGCGUACUAUACCAGCGAGGAGUCCAGCAUUGCUGCGAGCCCGCUGAGGAGACAGAUGAGCAUGUUGGGGUUGUAGUUCCCUUCAUUCCUUGUUUCAAGGCUGCCCAGAGAUGGCCUUCUUUUUGGAUUGCUUGUUUCUCGAAGAGCAUCAUUAGAGCCAGAGCACGGGAGUGCGUGAUGGCAUGGCAUGGCAUGUGGCAGCCCCACACCAUGAACUAAGUACCUAUAA
Molecule: messenger RNA, 2413 nt
Organism: Chaetomium strumarium
Lineage: Eukaryota; Fungi; Ascomycota; Sordariomycetes; Sordariales; Chaetomiaceae
Product: ATP-NAD kinase-like domain-containing protein
Exons: 2
Coding region: 284-2260 (658 amino acids)
Biological process (GO): NAD+ metabolic process; NADP+ biosynthetic process
Molecular function (GO): NAD+ kinase activity
Source: RefSeq, a predicted model, not a curated record